AUGGAACGUUCGAAGUUUAUACCAAACGGAAACCUGGAGAAGCUUUUAGAGAUCGACAGAAUGCAAUAUCCAAUGAUUAGGUUUGUGCGAAGUCAGAUGGCCCAGUGUUGGCGACUUCAUGAAGGACCAGUAAAAGUCCUUUCUGCAAGUCAAGACCGUAAACAUGGAGGAGCUCUGGUCCUAGAUCAAAACUUUUCAAAAUCCGUUUUAUCAUUCUGGCCCAAAAAUGACCGCAUGUUUCUAAUUAAGAUCAAAGCUAUCUUAGUAGUAUAUGCUCCCACUGCGGAUGCCGAAGACCAACAGAUCGACAGCGUCUACAGCUCUCUUGAUGAAUUAUUUCCAUCAUGUAAAUCAAAGGAAAUUAUUAUUGUCAUGGGUGGCUUCAAUGCUAAAGUUGGCUCAGAGAGAGAUUGGAAGACUGUUGAACCGCACGAGGCUCCUAACAAUGACACUGGCCGUCGUUUUGGUGCCUUCAUCGAGAGCAUCCAAGCAGCAGCUUCCAAGACCGUCCAACAGAAGAAAAGAAGCAGCUCUCACCAGGCUGGAAAAGCCAAGGAGAAAUGUGAUGAGGUUAAGAAUCUCAGCUGUAAUCCCAAAGAGAUAAAGGAUAGCAGAGAUCAGUGGCCAGCGAUCCUUCUCCUGCUCAAACUGCAUCAAAACAACAGACGGCCUUAUUCUCCACGAGACCGAGGAUGUCAGUGCUCUAGUCAACUGAAAAUCAUCCUACAGAGGAUCAGAAGACAACUCCUUCCCGAAACACCAGAAACCUAG
This is a messenger RNA of Penaeus monodon (black tiger shrimp), 771 nucleotides long. Its product is annotated as craniofacial development protein 2-like. NCBI's taxonomy places the organism in Eukaryota, Metazoa, Arthropoda, Malacostraca, Decapoda, Penaeidae. Bases 1 to 771 code for a protein of 256 amino acids. The transcript is spliced from 3 exons. The record is from RefSeq and is a predicted model, not a curated record.